UUCAUUCGUUCUUCCACCGGUUGUAAGACAAACGGUUUGUUUUUAUUUUAAUACACGCCGGUGGCGUCCCCAGUCCCGAUCAUAUUUUUUGGUCGAUCCGAGCGUUGUGCUUCAGAAUCCAGAUAGCGAUGUUGCAGUGUAUAUUCCUUUUAUCAGAUUCCGGAGAGGUAAUGCUGGAGAAACAGCUAACCGGGCAUCGAGUUGACCGGUCCAUAUGUGCGUGGUUCUGGGAGCAGGCUAUUUCUCAAGGUGAUUCCUUCAAGCUACAACCAGUAAUUGCAUCCCCAACACACUACCUUUUCCAAGUUGUUCGUGAAGGGAUCACAUAUUUAGCAUGCACUCAAGUUGAGAUGCCACCUUUGAUGGCCAUCGAGUUUCUUUGCAGAGUAGCCGAUGUCCUCUCAGAUUAUCUUGGAGGGUUGAAUGAGGAUGUGAUAAAGGAUAACUUUAUCAUUGUAUAUGAGCUUCUGGAUGAGAUGAUAGACAAUGGCUUCCCUCUCACUACAGAGCCUAACAUACUGAGAGAGAUGAUAGCUCAACCAAACAUUGUUAGCAAAGUUUUGAGUGUUGUCACUGGUAAUAGUUCCAAUGUCAGUGAAACCCGUCCAGGUGCAACAGCAUCAUGUGUUCCAUGGCGGACAACAGACCCAAAAUAUGCUAAUAAUGAAGUUUAUGUAGAUCUUGUUGAAGAAAUGGAUGCAACUAUAAACAGGGAUGGAGUACUGGUGAAAUGCGAAAUUUAUGGGGAAGUUCAAGUGAACUCCCAUCUCUCAGGUCUUCCAGAUUUAACUCUUUCAUUUGCAAACACUUCCAUCUUGGAUGACGUGAGAUUCCAUCCCUGUGUUCGGUUUCGACCUUGGGAGUCCAAUCAAAUCCUGUCAUUUGUGCCUCCUGAUGGACAGUUUAAGCUCAUGAGUUACAGGGUAAAAAAACUGAAGAGUACUCCAAUAUAUGUAAAACCACAGCUAACAUCAGGUGGCGGGACGUGUCGUGUCGAUGUGUUGGUUGGAAUACGAAAUGAUCCUGGAAAGACAAUUGACUCCAUAACUGUGCAAUUUCAACUGCCCCAUUGCAUUUUAUCGGCUGAUAUGACUUCAAAUCACGGAACAGUAAACAUCCUUGCAAAUAAGACCUGCUUGUGGUCAAUUGGACGGAUUCCUAAAGACAAAGCCCCUUCAAUGUCUGGAACCUUGGUGCUUGAGACAGGGUUAGAGCGCCUUCAUGUAUUUCCCACGUUUCAAGUGGCUUUUAGAGUAAUGGGUGUUGCCCUCUCUGGCCUGCAAAUAGAUAAAUUGGAUCUGAAGAAUCUACCUAAUCGCCCUUACAAAGGUUUUCGAGCUCUUACACGAGCAGGGGAAUUUGAAGUAAGGUCAUGAGUCCAAUUUGAUGCAUCUAGAUCAAUUUUUGAUGUGUUUUGGAGUAAGAUAGUUGCUGUUAUGUAUGUAUUUCAAGGUUGUGGUGUCAUUAGGAUUUUGAGCAAUAACUUCAUUUAACACUCAAGUUGAUAAGAUAGCAUUUGGUGGUUCGAUAGAUUUAAGCUUCAGUUGAAUGAUAAAUAUCAUGAACAUCUGUUAAAAUACAUAAUUUUGGAGCAUUGGCCUCUAAUGAGCUUUGACGCGGUUCAUCUA
Molecule: messenger RNA, 1628 nt
Organism: Carya illinoinensis
Lineage: Eukaryota; Viridiplantae; Streptophyta; Magnoliopsida; Fagales; Juglandaceae
Product: AP-3 complex subunit mu
Exons: 8
Coding region: 129-1376 (415 amino acids)
Biological process (GO): intracellular protein transport; endocytosis
Cellular component (GO): clathrin adaptor complex; cytoplasmic vesicle
Source: RefSeq, a predicted model, not a curated record